AGUUUUCAAGGAUGUCCAUCCCUCUAUCUUACCCCCACCCUUCUCUCUAUAUAUCUGUUUCUCUCUCCCUUUCUCUUGAUCAUCAGUUUUUUCCUUGACACUCAUUCAUUUUUGCAUUUGGGGAGGGUUUAAGCCUGGGUUAUAUUAAGCACUUUGUAUUCAAAUCACUCACCUGGGAUGUCCUUCAAAAUUUUGACACACUUGUGCAUGCUUGAAGGAGAGUUUGUUUAAAAUCAGAUACAUUUAAAACCACAAAUUACCAUCUACUCUGACAGAUUGCAGUUAGUCUAGGGUAUAUAUAUAUAUUUUUUUUUUAAAUUCCAUUCAACUCUACCCCGUCGGACCUAGCUGUUCUAGUACAGACUACUAGUUAUUUGCCGACAAAUGUACUGCUCCUUUAAGAGGAAGCCUGUUUAGAAAUUACUUGAGUAGAGGGUAAUGCUUACGCAAACUCCCCUCAGUCAUUAGCCCAUGUGACAAGAGGACGUUGGAAAGUUACGAGGCAAGUUUAACCGAAGGCAUCUGACCAGAAUUCCCAAUUUUCUACUCUAGCCUAUUCAAAUGUGGACAUGUUUAUUGUGGGUUUUUUUACCCUGCGGAUAUGCAGGAUUAUUGUAUUGAACUUGAAUUGAAUAAUUGGUUGAAGAAGAUCAAUAGGCUGCUGUUGUGUAUAUACCGUAAAGUAUUUUCCAUUUUAUGUUUUCAUUUUAGAAAAGUUUUAGUACAAAACCUUUUUAAUCGUGGGACUAUUGACUCGUAGGCUAUUGUCUUUUCAAUGUUUUUAACAUCUCGAGGCACACAGGAACUGGCCAAGAGAAAGUGAACACCGAAUGCGCGCCCUUAGCGGUGUCAAGGAGUCAUUUCUGUUUAGGGUAAAUUACGGGACAUUCGCGUCAUUUCAUUUUCAAAGUCAUAUUAGCCGUUUGAGGUCAAUUUUUUUGUAAAUCCUAGGUGAACAUUCACGGACACAUCUGUGUGACCAUGCUACAAAAUGGUAACGGUAAGGAGCAACCUUCUGAAUCGCCGAAGGCUGAGCCAAAACUUGACACCCCAUCAGAACCUCAAACCGAACCAGACUCCACUGACAACGCGGCGCCGGCUGCACAGGAAGACACGAAUUCCACGCAAUUCCCUAUGCCCGUUUACCCAAAAUUGGAGAUAAAGCGUAACGCGGUGACAGACGAGUAUAAGAUCUCCAGUCAGGUCCUUGGGUUGGGGAUCAAUGGGAAGGUUCUGGAAUGCACCAAUAAGAAGACUGGGGAGAAGUGCGCACUGAAGAUCCUCUAUGACAGUCCCAAGGCGAGGCGGGAGGUUGAGCUACACUGGCGGGUGUCAGGGGGGCCAUACAUCGUUCGCAUUCUCAGUCUGUAUGAGAACAUGCAUCAUGGGAAGAAGUGCCUGCUCAUCAUCAUGGAAUGUAUGCAAGGGGGAGAACUGUUCAGCCGGAUCCAGGCCAGAGGGGACCAGGCUUUCACUGAGAGAGAGGGCUCAGAGAUCAUGCGGGAUAUUGGUACGGCCAUCGAGUUCCUCCACAACAUGAACAUCGCACACAGAGACAUCAAGCCUGAGAACCUGCUGUAUACCCAUCAGGAGCGCAAUGGUACUCUCAAACUGACAGACUUUGGCUUCGCUAAGGAGACCACACACAACCUCCUGCAGACCCCCUGCUACACCCCUUACUACGUGGCCCCUGAGGUUUUGGGCCCGGAGAAAUAUGACAAGUCGUGUGACAUGUGGUCUCUGGGUGUCAUCAUGUACAUCCUGCUGUGUGGGUUCCCUCCGUUCUAUUCUAACACAGGCCAAGCCAUCUCUCCAGGGAUGAAGCGGAGAAUCAGGCUGGGCCAGUACGAGUUCCCAAAACCUGAGUGGGCUGAAGUGUCAGAGGAAGCCAAACAGUUGAUCAAUCAGCUGCUAAAGACAGACCCCAACGAGAGAAUGACCAUCACACAGUUUACGAACCACCCCUGGAUCAAUCAGUCCAUGGUUGUUCCCUCCACACCGCUCCACACCACACGGGUCCUGACUGAGGACAGAGAGAUGUGGGAUGACGUGAAGGAUGAGAUGACCAGUGCUCUCGCCACCAUGCGUGUGGAUUACGACCAGGUGAAGAUCAAAGACCUGGACACUUCCAGCAACCCUCUGCUCAACAAGAGGCGCAAGAAGGCUGCUGCCGGGGGCAAAUUGGGAGGCACCGUCUGUAACAGCCAGUGAGAGACUGACAUGGGAGGGAAACCACACCCGGAACAGCAGAAAAAGGGGAAGGGAAGCCCAGAGGAAGGAGGGUAGAUACAGCUGAGAGGGAAAAGGUUGUGGGAGGUCUGGGCAGGAAUGUGUAGAAGAGACUUAGCAUGAGGAAUGUGUUCAUACAGCAGUGGGGGAAGAGUAAUGCCUAGAGGAGGGAGGGGUACUGCUAGGGAACAGCAGGGAAAUGGGAUUUGAAGCUUCUCAGCAAUCAGUCGAACUGAAGGACACAUGAAGUGAUGACAAAGUCUGCAUCUCUUAUCAGCAGGCCUUCAUACUGUAGGCCUUCCAUAAUUUUAAUUUGAUUGUGUUUUUGUGUAUGUGUGUGUUAAUUUGAAAGGUUGUUCAGGAUCUGCUAUAUAUAAUUUAAUGUAUGUUUGUUGUGUGUUUUUGUGUGUGUUGGUAAGGGAGAACGGGGUUGGUUGUCUCACGGGUUGGUUGUCACAGUGCUAAUUACUCCCAAUCUAAAUGGCAAUGUGUAAUUUGUAAGGUAAAAAUGUGUGAAUUAUUUGAAGGAAUUCAUCCAGCUGGUCAAUUCAUGUCAGCAUGACAAAACUUUGAGGUGAGGGGAAUUUAUGUUUUUUGUAGGUGGAAGUAAAAUGUAUAUAUAUAUUGGUAUUUUCUUUGUAAAUUGUUUAAUUGUGGGAGUAUCCAUGAACAAUUAUGUUUGUUGAAAAGAGGAAAGGGAGAACUAUAUUUCAAACAUAUUUCUGAGUUCCAAGGUCAAGCCAUGUGGUAGCCAGCAUCUUAGUUAGCUUUGGGGAGCAGGUUAGGGAUGGUUGUCACUUGGAAUGUGGGGUUGGUUGUCACUACCAACUCCAUUAUAAUACAUCCCAAGCUCUUUUGUGCUUGUGCUAUAAAGAGCUCAUUUAGUUUCCUCUCCCUCACAAACAUAUUUUUUCUGCAACACGCACAUGUGUGCAAACACACGCAUACACACAAAUUUACUCAAAAUGCCAUAUUUUAUUCUCACGGCAUAAAAUGCUGAAUUUUGUUAAGAAUAUCGUUUGAUCAAAGAAAGGCUAUUUCUAUAUUGCUUAAUUUCCUGUUACAAAAGGCAUAAGCUACCAGCAAACAGGCACUGUCCCACCGGUCACACACGGGCUGAAUCAACAUUGUUUCCACAUCAUUUAGUGCGACAGGUAGCCUAGUGGUUAAAGCUUAGGGCCUGUAACCGAAAGGUUGCUGGAUCAAAUCCCUGAGCCGACAAGGUAAAAAGCUGUCGUUCUGCUCCUGAGCAAGGCAGUUAACCUACUGUUCCCCGGUAGACCGUCAUUGUAAAUAAGAAUUUGUUCUUAACUGACUUUCCUAGUUAAAUAAAGGUAAAUAUCCAUUCAAUGAAAUGAUGUUGAAUAGAUGCUGAAGUGAUGUCUGUGCCCAGUGGGGUGUGACAUCCAAUCCCACGAGUGUGUUUGAUGGAUUAUAACUCCAUGUUGGAAUAAUUAAUGAGGAUAGAAAACAGUCUUCAUUUCAAGCCAAGACCUUGGUCUUUCUCCUAAUAUUGAAAAGAGUUUAUAAGAUCUACAGGUGCUGAGAAAUACACACAAGAGUAAAAGCCAACCCCGGUCUCCCCUAAUGAUGAAGAGCUGUGCUGGAUUGCCUAUCCAUUUCAGGUUCUUUCUCUUUCCCAUGCACAAUAGAGGAGCACAUAUCACAGAUCAUACACCUAAAAACAUGGGUGCAUGGUGGAAAUGAUGAUGAAGUAGCUAGACAGACCAACCAUUGACUGUCAGUGUUACAAUGUCUUUUUUGGUCCUUUUUUCAGCGAUUAAAACAAACUUUGGAA
Messenger RNA from Salvelinus fontinalis (brook trout), 4027 nucleotides. RefSeq names its product MAP kinase-activated protein kinase 3-like. Lineage: Eukaryota; Metazoa; Chordata; Actinopteri; Salmoniformes; Salmonidae. The transcript is spliced from 10 exons. Gene Ontology annotation, biological process: intracellular signal transduction; protein autophosphorylation; response to cytokine. The record is from RefSeq and is a predicted model, not a curated record. Gene Ontology annotation, molecular function: calmodulin binding; ATP binding; calcium/calmodulin-dependent protein kinase activity. Bases 982 to 2211 code for a protein of 409 amino acids. Gene Ontology annotation, cellular component: cytoplasm; nucleus.